This is a messenger RNA of Cyclopterus lumpus (lumpfish), 1293 nucleotides long. RefSeq names its product dCTP pyrophosphatase 1 (gene dctpp1). Gene Ontology annotation, molecular function: nucleoside triphosphate diphosphatase activity. NCBI's taxonomy places the organism in Eukaryota, Metazoa, Chordata, Actinopteri, Perciformes, Cyclopteridae. The coding region runs from base 146 to 679 and encodes 177 amino acids. The transcript has a single exon. Gene Ontology annotation, biological process: nucleoside triphosphate catabolic process. The record is from RefSeq and is a predicted model, not a curated record.
CAUCACUUCCGUUUUGACAACUGGCGGGACUUCUUCACGUGUUAGUUGCAGCGUCGCAGAUCGGGUUGUUUACAGACUUUAUUUUAAUUUUAAUUUGCUUUUACAGGCAUUGCUGGUACAAAAACAAUACAAAUUAUACAACACGAUGACUGCAAACGGAAAGGACGCCUGCGGGUUAAAAGGCGACGAGCCGUCGGUGUCUGUAAAUGGCAGCGGCGACGCUUUUGCUCACAAGUCCCGCUCGCUGGCGGUGAACGGAGCCGCAACGGAGCUGCAGAACGGAGGGACCUCCGGGCCGGAGAGGUUCACCUUCAGCCCCGAGCCCACCAUGGAGGACAUCAGGCGGAUGCAGGCGGAGUUCACGGACGAGAGGGACUGGAAUCAGUUCCACCAGCCCCGCAACUUGCUCUUGGCCUUGGUCGGCGAGGUGGGCGAGGUGUCGGAGCUCUUUCAGUGGCGUGGGGAGGUGGCCGAGGGCCUGCCCGGCUGGACCGAGUCGGAACGAGAGCACCUGGCGCACGAGCUCAGCGACGUGAUGAUCUACCUGGUGGAGCUCGCCGAGAAGUGUCGCGUGGACCUUCCCCGAGCGGUGCUUCGUAAAAUGGCCCUGAACCGACUGAAAUACCCGGCCAGCAAGGUGCACGGGUCGGCCAAGAAGUACACGGAGUACAAGGACUGAGUCUGGGUGUCUUUUAAGAGUCGGGUUUCAGGGACUGUUGAAGCUGCUUUCCCACCUCACCGUUUUAACUUUGGCCUACUGCUGGACAUUUUAUCCCUCGGUUCAAAUGUUUUUUUUUGGUGGGGGGUGACUUGUUACAUAACAAUAUGAAUGCUUUUCACUUGUGUGUAUUUUCUAGGAUACUUGUGUGUGUGUGUGAGGUUAAUCUGUUGCCUAUAUGACAAGUAUUUGUGUUCCUCUCCAGGAGACUAGGGCCAUACUCUAUGGUAGCUUUUAUUCAGUUAAAAAAAAAUGUUUUUUGCUCAUCAUGGAACUGCCUGAGUGAAUUUGUUGCAAUGCAUGCUCCGCAGAAACUAUUACUGUUGUGCAGUGCCUUUUUUGGGAGUAUUUAGAAGAAUGUGUUUCUCUCAACUUUUUAGUAAGAUGCAGUUGCAGCAGAUGGUUGUUGACCUGACCAUCCCUUUUUAUAAAAGAGUAAUUUGUUUUUCUGAUUAUUAGGAUUUUGAAUUAUGUUCCUUUCCCAUCAAGGUUUAUUCAACUAAUCUGUUUUGUUCACAUCACAACUAUCACAGUUCUGUUUGUUUUUUUCUGAAGUAAAAGUUGCUUUAAUUCUU